This is a messenger RNA of Nannospalax galili (Upper Galilee mountains blind mole rat), 3004 nucleotides long. It is a transcript of the gene Gprin3, whose product is annotated as GPRIN family member 3. NCBI's taxonomy places the organism in Eukaryota, Metazoa, Chordata, Mammalia, Rodentia, Spalacidae. Gene Ontology annotation, cellular component: plasma membrane. Gene Ontology annotation, biological process: neuron projection development. Bases 152 to 2443 code for a protein of 763 amino acids. The transcript has 2 exons. The record is from RefSeq and is a predicted model, not a curated record.
CGGGACCCCCGCGGCGCAGGAGGCCGCGCGGCCGGAGCAGGCCAGUUCUUCAGAGGACUUUCCCUGACUGCAUCUUCCCUCUGAGCUCCGGCUGCUUCCCAGUGGGAAACAUACUCCAGACAGCUGUGGCGUGUUCUUGGAGAGCAGUUCCAUGGGCACUGUACCUGACCCUCUGAGGGGGACAGAUGCUUCCAUCGUUGCAGCUUCUGGAGAGGAAGAGGCUCAGGGAGAGCUGCAGAGGAUCUCACCAAAGUGCCAACCAGCUCAGCCCAGUAAGAAUGCCAGUAGCAUUGGAGAUGCCCCUGCUGAACCAUGCCUCAGGCCCAGUGCAGCAGCUGAGGGCCUGAUGCAAGUUCGUGAGCAUGAGACCAGUCAGCCAGACAUGUCAUUUCCUGGUGACCUCAAUGUAGUGGAGGUCUCUCCCCCACACAGCACUCAUGAUGACCCCCAGCCACCAGAAAGCAAGGAGCCUACAGUGUUAGUCCUAAGUCCUGCAGGAAAGGACCUUACACCUGCAUUGUUUGUAAUGCCGGCCAGUCAGCAUUCCCAUCAGGCCAUCACAGGUCACCUGCCGAAUAGUGGCACCUGUUCAGUCCCUGAAGAUUCCUUGGCAGAAUCACAGAGAACCUCAAACAGCGAACAGCAAUUUGAGCAGUCAACAAGUUGCCCUCCUGGGCUGACCUGUUGCAGUGGCCAAAAUCAAGUGUUCUGUGAUUUUCCGACUCAGGAAAAAGUUGAGGGAAUGGUAAAGACUCCAGAUAUGGCAGCCGAGGUGCUCGGUCACAUAUGCCCUUCUGCAGAAAGACUUGAAGGGGAAAGGCAGCAAGCCGUCAGUAACACGGUGGUGAGGUCCUGUGACCCUCCAGCAAAAGGAGGGUGCUCAGAGAAAAAACCAUCCUCUGCCUCUAUCCUGGACACCAAAGUUGUCCCAUCUGAAACACCUCAGCCUUCUCACCUCACUAGCAGAGGAUCUGCAUGCCCUACAGAUCCAGAGAAGGUGCUGGUGCCAGCACAUCAGGUGUCCAGGUUCAAAGAGGCCAGUACUAUGACCUACCAAUCUGAAAGUGAGGCCAAGAAAGUCCCUGGCAGGGCUCGCCAAGAUGCGGAGGUGCAAGCAGUGGCCAGUGUGGAGAGCAGGUCGGUUUCCACCAGCCCCAGCAUCCUCGCUGCAUUCCUGAGGGAAAGCCCUGCUCCUGAGUGUCUGGAGCAAGAGCAACUGUGUGUCAUUUGCCAUGGUAGUGGCAGUAGGGUCCCCACAGUGGAGCUCUCUAACAGCAGGAUGGACCUUCGGGAGUCAGGGAGCUGCCAGGACAUUGUGCCACAGGUGCAGAUCCAGGCAGCUGCUGCUGUUGCUACAGCUUUCCAACGGGAAUGCAGCCCCGGGAGUCUACCAGGGGAAGCCCUUAAAACUCCUUUGAUCAACGUGGCCUCCAGUCCUCACCAGGACGCACCUGAAGAUGGGCAGUCUUCAGCAUGGGAAGAGCCAGCCUCUUGUCAACCUGCAGGUACUAAUUCUGGUUCCCAGAAAGCUAGCCCCGUCGGCCAGAUUUCUCAGAGUGCAGUAAGUCAUGGGUUGGGCAACUCUGUACCCAAGCCACGCGAACACGUAGUGAAAACCACAAAUGACCACAAGACAGAGCCAAAAUGCAAACUUCCAGACUCCUGUGGCCAUGCCAGGAAAGAUGACCAGCCAGUGAACAUGGACCCCAUUGAUAAGCGGGAUGCAAAGGAGAGGAAGCCCGCUUCUCCUCAGAUAGUCAAAGAGCAGGAGUCCGCUGCAACUGAAACACCGGAUGGCAAAACCCUUCUGCUCAAUCCUAAAUCUCAAGAAAACCGUGGCACAGGACCUGCGGCCAAUCCCGCACCUUCCCCAGGGAGAAAGAGCCAGGAGAGCAUCUUGGAAGAAAACAGACAGUCCAAGACAGCCACAAGCCUGAGCCUGCCUUCCGACGGCAUGGGUGACUCCAGCCCAGGCUCUGGCAAGAGGACCCCUUCUCGGUCGGUCAAGGCCAGCCCCAGGCGGGGCAGCCGCGUCAGUGAGUUCCUCAAGGAGCUCAACGUGACGGCAGCUGCCCAGGUGGGGCUCACACCCGGAGAGAAGAAGAAGCAGCUGAGCGCAGACUCGAAGCUGCAGCUCAAACAGUCCAAGAGAGUACGGGACGUCCUGUGGGAUGAGCAGGGCAUGACCUGGGAGGUGUACGGCGCCUCCUUAGACCCGGAGUCCCUGGGAAUUGCCAUCCAGAACCAUUUACAAAGACAAAUCAGGGAACACGAGAAAUUAGUUAAAACACAAAGUGGCCAGUCCCGAAGAUCGAUUUCCUCAGACACUUCCUCAAAUAAGAAGCUCAGAGGAAGGCAACAGGGCGUUCUGCAGUCGAUGCUGCAGAACUUCCGGCGCCCCAACUGCUGUGUGCGCCCAGCCCCGUCUUCUGUGCUGGAUUAAAAGGGUCCAUGUGUCCAGGUGUGGUAUUCCAGUGUGUCUGUCUGUGACGUAGCUUACUUGGGUGGUUUUUUGUUUUGUUUUUUGUUUUUUUCCUGAAAGACCACGAAGUAAAAGCAAGGAUUAAAGAAUUAACUUUAGGAAUUUGCUAUUAAAAACUGUUGGAUCUUCUGUAAAUAAAAGGCCAUUUCAAGUUGAAAGAAAGAAGCAAAGCUCACAGAUGGCCUGAACCCCUAGUUCAGGGGAACUAAUAUCUACUGGGGUUAUUUAACAUGUUGUUGCUUAUACACAUACAUUAUCACCACACAUGAGUCGUUUUGUAUUCAGUCUAUGGCAUGCUGGUAUUUCUACUAAAAUCUCUGAUUUAUAUUGAAAAUAGAAAAAAAAUCACUAUUAGCAAAAACACUGUUCUAAUUUCUACACUUACUGAAAUAAAAAUGCAACUACUACAAAACAUUAGUAGUUUGUAAAAAAACCUUAAUGUGAAAAAUUGAAACAAAUUCGACUUAUUCCUAGAACAGAUACUAAAAGUAUUCAAAAGUGUAUAAUAACAAAUAUUGACUG